This is a messenger RNA of Spirodela intermedia, 2946 nucleotides long. The record is from the annotation of a GenBank genome assembly. Lineage: Eukaryota; Viridiplantae; Streptophyta; Magnoliopsida; Alismatales; Araceae.
AUGGCCGCCACGACCUCCACCUUCCUUCGCGCCGCCCAGCCCCUCCUCCUCCAUAGUGGAGCUCCUGCCUCUUCUUCCUCCUCCGCCGCCGCCGCCGCGAUCUUCCCUCUCCGGCGAUCCUCCCUCCUCCCCCUCUUCUCCACUCUCUCCCCUCCAAUCCUCCCCCUCGAGGCAGACGACCCCAAUUCCUCUCCCCCCUUUCCCUACGGACCCUCCCUCCGCAAAGGGCUCCGGCCGCCGUCGCCGCCGAUACCGGAGGAUGAAUCCAAGGCGGCGGCGGUGGCGGCGCCGCUGCUCGAUAGGGAGAGCUUCACUCGCGUCCUCCUCCUGGCGGCGCUGCGGGUGCCGGCGGAGCUCUGCGCCGCCCUGGAGGGCCGCCUCCGCGGUCACCUUCUCAACUGGCCCCGAGUCCGCAAUGUCGCUCGCGUCUCCGGCGACGAUCUCGAUCCCGCCGUCGCCGGCCUCCUGAGAGAUCGCCGCGGCGGCGGUGAGGACCGUCUCCGGCCGGCGCUGCGACGGGAGGAGGAAGAAGAGGAAGAGGAUCCGUCGCCGGAGAUGCUCAGCCCGGUGCUGUACAGGGAGAAGCUGGUCAAGGAUUUCAAUCACCGAGGAUUUCUGAAGUUCCGAAACCUGGCCAAGCUGUCGCGGCCGAGGAAGAGGAAGAAGAAGACGGAGGAUGAAGCUGGAGAGGGGAGCAGCAGCAGGAGGGGCAAGCGGGAAUUCGCCGUGGUCGAAGUGGUGGAAGAUUCCGGAGAGGGAGAGGAAGAGGAGCAGGAGCACUGGGGACGACUGCUCGGCAACGGCUUCGCCGCCGGCGGCUGGCCGGGGCCGACGAGGUUACUCCUGCUGGACGAGCGCUACGCCGACAGAGGCCCCGAGGAUCUACCCGAGGCCAUCAAGGUGUCAAAUCUUCUCCACUCCUUGGUUUCCUUCGUAGACUUCUCCUCAUCUCUCCAUGCGCACAAGAUGUUUGCUGUUUUGACUCUGAGAGUGGCUUCAUUAGAUCUUGGGAUCUAGAGAGAGAAAUAAGUCUGAGAGUCUGAGCGAGAAGGAGAAAAGAAGGGGGAUUGGUGGCCAGUGGGCCUGAGAAUUCACAGAUACAUAGAUAGAUAGAGAGAGAGAGAGAGAGAAGAAGGGAGAAGGGGGAUUGGGGGACGGUGAUCCUGCUGAGUAUUUAGAGAGAGAAAAGAAGGGAGGGAGGCCUCAAAAUCAACUGGGCCCAUUUGACUCUGCUUCGAUAUUAUAUCAGUCCUCUCUCUCUAUCUCUUACUAGUUAUUUAGUCCUGCAUUUCUCUUAUACUAGAAUUUUAAUUUAUUUAUGUCAUAAAUAAUUUUGUGUUGUAGUUCAACGAAUAAUUCAGCCUGAGAUUUGUCAAAAAAAAUGUUUUUCUUUUUGUGGAUGGUAAAAAAGGAAUUCCCCUUUGACUCCAGGCCGUCAUGCGCGCGGAUGCGACACCUGGCAAGCCGUCAGAGUACCAGUUCGUGCGAUGCCGGUUGACUCUAUCUUACGACUACUGGUCAACCAAUGAGGUGACGGCAUAUAUUUUAGCUCGCUCUUCUUUGGAAAAGUUAUUCAAAUAUAAUAUUCAUAAUAUAAAACCCCAAUAUAUUACCAUAAAUGAAUUUUUAUAUCAUCAUUAUGACGUCACCUCCUCCCCAGAUCUUGGAAGGGCUUCUUCCGGAGGGCGUGGUCGCCCCCUCGGCCUUCGAGACGGUCGGUCACAUCGCCCAUCUGAACCUCAGGGAGGAACAUUUCCCGUUUAGGAAAUUAAUCGCCCAGGUGCCUUCUCUCUCUCUCUCUUUCUCUCUCAGCGUUGACCUCUGCGCUGAGGAGUGGUUUCCAUUUCAGGUAAUUUUGGACAAGAACAGGCCGAAGAUCCAGACGGUGGUCAACAAGACGGACGCCAUCCAGAACGACUUCCGGACGAUGCCGCUCGAGGUCCUCGCGGGGAACCACUCCCUGGUGACCACCCUCCUCGAGAGUGGGACCCGCUUCCAAGUCAACCUUGCCACCGUGUACGACCCCUCCCUCCACCACCAGUCAACGUGGUAUUAGUCAACGCUGGGGCUCUUCGUUGCGGCUGAAAGUUGCUUGUUUAUUUUUUCUGAAGCUACUGGAAUUCUCGGCUGGCGACGGAGAGGCAGAGGCUCAUCGGCGGCUUCAGCGGCGACGACGUGCUCUGUAAGCGCCCUAGACCGAUGGUUCUCCGGCCAGUUGACUUUUCCCCCGUUGACCGAAGGAAGGUCCCCGGUUUUUCCGGCAGGCGACGUCUUCGCCGGCGCCGGCCCAAUCACCGUCGCCGCCGCAAAGAAGGUGAGGCGCGUCUACGCCAACGACCUGAACCCGGAGGCGGUGGAGUACCUGCAAACGAACGUCGCCCUCAACAAGCUCCAGAGGAAGAUCGAGGUGGGGGAGUUCCUUCGAGAGAAACAGAACGUUGACUACACUGCCGCCGUUGACUCCGCCGCCGCCUUUUUGUUGCAGGUGUUCAACAUGGACGGGAGGCGCUUCAUCGAGGCCGUCUUCUCCAGGGAGGCCGCUGCCUCCGCCGCCGCCACGCAGGUCGUGAUGAACCUCCCCAAGGAUGCCGUUGAUUUCCUCGAUGUGUUCAGGGGGCUGUUCGCGAAGGGGCGGGGCGGUGGCGCCGCCGCCGCCGCCGAUCGCCGUCGGGCGCUGCCGAGGAUCCACGUGUACGGCUUCUCGAAGUCCCAGGAUCCGGAAUUUGACUUCCGUGAGGUCGACAGCUCCGCCGCCAUGCCUCCGCCGCCGUCUCUUUUGCUCUUCGCGUUGACUUUUUUUUUGAGUUUCAGAGGAUCGCGGUGGCACUGGGCUGCGAGCUCCCCCUCGACGUUGAUGUCCACCGCGUGCGCCUCGUCGCCCCCGGCAAGUGGAUGCUCUGCGGCUCCUUCCUCCUUCCCCCCGCCGUCGCCUUCGCCCUCCGAUGA